This is a messenger RNA of Pimephales promelas (fathead minnow), 887 nucleotides long. The record is from RefSeq and is a predicted model, not a curated record. NCBI's taxonomy places the organism in Eukaryota, Metazoa, Chordata, Actinopteri, Cypriniformes, Leuciscidae.
UCCGUGUGGAGUAGGUGGGCGUUCCCCUGCGCAACACAGCGCUGCUGGAACUAAGCGGAAUCUCCUCACUUCUCUCAGAUACUUUCAGCUUAUGCUCUGCUCGACGCUUUAGUGAAAUGCUUCAGCUGAACGACAGUGUAGAUCCAGAGAGCCCGGGUGCGGCUGUCUUACACCCGGGGGACUGUGAUGAUGGGCUGGAGGUGGUGGCCCGAGCUGGAGCUUCAGUGGCCUGCUGUACCCCGCUUCAGACCCUCACGCCUUUCCAUGUUCACAACCCAACCAUGCGAGCUAAAGUCAAAGACUACUUCGUCUUUAGGCCAGGAACCAUAGAGCAGGCAGUCAAUGAUAUCCGCACAGUUGCCUUGCCUUCAGAAGACGGAGAGGUUCUUAGUGUGUGGCUGCUCGCAGAAAUUGAUUACUGGAAUAAUGAAAAGGAAAGAUUGGUUCUUAUAACAGAGAGGUCUUUGUUGGUGUGCAAAUAUGACUUCAUAAACCUCCAGUGUCACCAGGUCAUCAGAAUUUCCUUGAACGCUGUGGACACAAUCUCUGUCGGCGAGUUUGAGUUUCCUCCAAAAUCACUCAACAAGAGAGAGGGAACGGGAAUCCGUGUCCAGUGGGAUAAGCGACCAAGACCUUCGUUCAUAAAUCGCUGGAACCCCUGGUCCACUGACAUACCCUUCGCCACCUUCACUAAACACCCCAUGGCACAUGCAGAUGAAAAGGUGGCUUCCCUUUGCCAGGUAAAUGCGUUUUUUUGUAUGUGUGAAACAGGCGUUAGCAGAAUUACUGGACUCGUGGCCUCGGGAGUCAUUCUGGCUGAGUCGGACUUUUACGUUUCCGUUGGCUGCAUGAACCUAUCAAUGUUGAGAAAGAAAUCACAUCACUAG